Messenger RNA from Clonostachys rhizophaga, 1014 nucleotides. The record is from the annotation of a GenBank genome assembly. NCBI's taxonomy places the organism in Eukaryota, Fungi, Ascomycota, Sordariomycetes, Hypocreales, Bionectriaceae.
AUGUCCUCAAACCGCCCAGCUGAUCAAGAUGAGCUGGAGUUGACCGACGCCAUGACCGAACUCAGCUGUGAGGGCGAUGACAAUCUGCCUGAGGAAUGGCGAGACGACCCUGAAAACCCCGGACUGGCCUUGGAGCGAUACUUCGACAGUCUGCCGAGAUACCAGAAGGAAUGGAAACAGCAGGGCCUGUCAACCUUCGAGGUCAUCAAGGAUACGAGAGCGAACCCGACGACGCAGACAUACAAGUUGACGACUGAUGAAUGGAUUACCGUCCCCGAGGAGGAGAUUCCUAAGCUCGAGGAACAAGGUUGGAAGGUCUACUGCCCUCCCUUUCCCGCAAUUGACCCAGAGAAGGGCAAUCAAGAUAAACGGCCUCCCGCUCCGCCUCCUGCAGACGUCAUAACUACGGACAAUCCAGUCGCCGACGGAAACCACUAUCUACGCGACGGAUUCGAGAUGGUGAAGCGCAUGUCGGAGAACAAGUGGAAGCCAGGCGACUUGCUAGACGAGGAUGGAUCUGAUCCCAAGGUGAAGGACGGAUUGGCAUCAUACGCAAGCCCCAGUGACCGGGACCAGAUCACCGACCUUCGCUCAGCCACAUCUACGAGUCAUCUCUUCCAUCACGAACGGCCAGAUGAUGUUUGCGUCGGAUGGGGUGGCUAUGACGAGUUCAGCCAUUGGCAAUCUUGUGGUCUCAGAGUCGCCAAAGAUAUAGUAGGCAUCGAAAACCCUAAAGCCGCGGAAGAUCCGGAAGCCAAGGAGAGAGUAGAGGAGCGAAAGUGGGAGAACGACAAUAACGGGGCAACAGAGUUCGUCAAUGAGGCAGGCGAGGCUGUUUUCACCAUGCCAGCGUACGUUACACAUCCUUUGCAACGCGGCGGUCGCCAGACCACCGGGAAAGCCAAGCCCAGGUCGCUCUACAGUCGCCUGCAUCCACACAAAACCGACAAGACCGCCAAAAAGCCUCAAGAUCCCAAAGAGCUCAAAGAGCCAACCAAAGUCUGGUGGUGGUAA